This is a messenger RNA of Pipistrellus kuhlii (Kuhl's pipistrelle), 2187 nucleotides long. It is a transcript of the gene MRPL3, whose product is annotated as mitochondrial ribosomal protein L3. The record is from RefSeq and is a predicted model, not a curated record. Gene Ontology annotation, biological process: translation. Gene Ontology annotation, molecular function: structural constituent of ribosome. NCBI's taxonomy places the organism in Eukaryota, Metazoa, Chordata, Mammalia, Chiroptera, Vespertilionidae. The transcript is spliced from 10 exons. Bases 164 to 1225 code for a protein of 353 amino acids. Gene Ontology annotation, cellular component: mitochondrial large ribosomal subunit; ribosome.
AGGCUCCUGCGGCUAUUUCCGCUCCGGAGGGCAAAGGCAGACAGCAGGCGGGACGGCUCCGGGAGGGUUCUGGUGCACGCGUGACAGCAGCGUGGAGACUCCCUGAAAGCAGAGCGGAGGGUCCCCCGAAAGUGUAGCGACCCGAGUCCUGCCCGGCUCCUCCAUGCUUGGCUGGAGGCGGCUGGCUCUGGCCGGCUCCCAGGUGCUGCGCCGCGGCGCCGGGGGCCUGGAUGCUGCCGGGCGCUUCGGGAACAGUCUUUGUUUUUACAGAACAGACAUCUGGCUGUUAGUUAGAAGUCUCCAUGGCAAGAGUGGCACUUGGUGGGAUGAGCAUCUUUCUGAAGAAAAUGCUGAGUUUGUUAAGCAGAUGGUCUCCGAAGAAAAUAAAGCCCAAUUAGCAAGUAAACUGUGCCCUCUGAAAGAUGAACCGUGGCCCAUACAUCCUUGGGAACCAGGUUCCUGUAGAGUAGGCCUUGUCGCAGUGAAGCUGGGAAUGAUGCCUUUAUGGACCAAAGAUGGUCAAAAGCAUGUGACCACUUUACUUCAGGUACAGGACUGUCAUGUGCUACGAUAUACUCCAAAGGAAAGUAAUGAUGGAAAAAAUGCAACUCUCACUGUAGGAGGAAAAACCGUAUCCCGUUUUUAUAAACGUAAAUCCAUAUUGGAAUUUUACCAAGAACUUGGAUUGCCACCAAAACAGAAAAUUAAAAUCUUUCGUGUAACAGAUAAUGCUGUAAUUAAGCCAGGUACUCCUCUUUAUGCUGCUCACUUUCGCCCAGGACAGUAUGUGGAUGUCACAGCCAAAACCAUUGGUAAAGGGUUUCAAGGUGUCAUGAAACGAUGGGGAUUUAAAGGCCAGCCUGCUUCUCAUGGUCAAACGAAAACUCACCGGAGACCUGGAGCUAUUUCAACUGGUGAUGUCGCCAGAGUCUGGCCUGGAACUAAAAUGCCUGGGAAAAUGGGAAACAGAGAUAGGACAGCAUUUGGACUGAAAGUGUGGAGAAUAAACACGAAGCACAAUAUAAUCUAUGUAAAUGGCUCUGUACCUGGACAUAGAAAUUGCUUAGUAAAGAUCAAAGAUUCUAUACUACCUGCAUAUAAGGAUUUCUCCAAAAAUCUACCAUUCCCUACCUAUUUUCCUGAUGGAGAUGACGAGGAACUACCAGAUAAUUUAUAUGAUGAAAAUAUGUGUCUACCCAGUGCACCUUCUAUUACAUUUGCCUAACCUCACUGGGCAUGGCAGAACCUCACCCUCAAAUAUUGUAUUAGUUUUGAUGAGCCAGAACAACAACAGAACCAGGAAUUUAUUUUGAUUUCUUAGUCAAAACAAUAUCACACUUGUCAAGGGCAUAAUAUGUCAUUAUCUCCCAAUGGAAUUUUUAAAAUUAUCACAUUAAAUAAAUUAAGUAGAUUAGAUAUGCCAAAUUUAGAUGGACUGGGUCCAUGUGCAUAUUAAUAAAAUCUUUGUAGGUUUCAUCUUUUUUUUACUAUAUAUUUUUCAAGUUAUCUUAAGAUGUUCAUAAAGAUUUGUUUUUGUGAAAUCAUGUCAAAGCAUAUGGGGACUAUGAUAUAACCUAUUUAGGUAAUAAAAUCCAUUUCCUAAAAUUCAUUUUUAUCAGUUUUCUAUAUUUUAGAGUCCUGAAGAAGGAAAGCAAGUGAGGUUUUUAUUUAAAUUACAGAAAUAUAUAUGUUAUAGUUAAAGGCCUGUCAAAGACAAUUGUAUAUUAUGGGUCUUUUUUACACUUUUGUUGAGAGGAAUAGUUAUUUUUUAGUUUGAUCACUUAACUAUAAGGUAGGUAAAACCACUGUUCCUUGGUGCCUUCUUUAAAGGAUUUGAAAUGGCCUGGGAUUAUACGUUCACACUUUUAUUAAGCACUUAUUACUGAAAAUGUUAAUGGCUCCUGGGUUUCACUUCAUUAUAUGAAAUUAAAAUGUGCUUUCUAAUUGCUACUUAUGACAAAUAAUUAAGCUUAACAAUGUAAGUAUAACAAUGUAAGUAAAAGCAGGCCUCAUUUAACCACUAAAUUAACUCUGGACCAGGUUCCUGAGGCCCCACAGCACUCAUUUUAACUCCAGAUGUUUUCCGACACUUGAUUUAUAUGGCCACCCAAGAGACUUACUAGCCAUAGUGUUAGGUCUCCACCUAAUUUCCUGGUAACUGGUGGAUUAUUAAAAGUUCCCACAGUA